This is a messenger RNA of Drosophila biarmipes, 11952 nucleotides long. RefSeq names its product synaptotagmin-like protein 4 (gene btsz). The record is from RefSeq and is a predicted model, not a curated record. The transcript has 13 exons. The coding region runs from base 53 to 11311 and encodes 3752 amino acids. Gene Ontology annotation, molecular function: neurexin family protein binding. Lineage: Eukaryota; Metazoa; Arthropoda; Insecta; Diptera; Drosophilidae. Gene Ontology annotation, biological process: exocytosis. Gene Ontology annotation, cellular component: exocytic vesicle; plasma membrane.
GGUCGCUGGUGGAGUGCAGCCACUCGAUGCCACACAACAACAACAGACAACCAUGCAGCCCAAUCAACAACAGCUCGAACAACACAACAACCACAACGCACACACGAGCGACCCGAGUCGCCACUGCGCCCGCUGCACCACCGAAUUGGGGCGCAUCACCAACCGGGGCGCCCCCUGUCGCGUCUGCAAGCUGCGCGUGUGCAAAGCCUGUCGCGAAUUCACAUCGCGCACCACGGACUGGGUGUGCGUGGUGUGCCACAAGCAAAUGGAGAUACAGUCGGCCAGCGGCGAGUGGCUGAAGGACGCCUACGCCCUGGGAUCCUGCAGUGCCGUCGACCAUCUAACCACCAGCGACGUCCUGAGGAAGAGCAUCCGUCGUUCCUGGACCAUAUCGAACCCCGAGGACGACCCGAACAACCCCAACUCGCAGCAGCCGGUGGCGGACAACCUGUACCCGCAGCAGCAGCAUCUGAUUGAGGCCCAGUCGGCGGGCAGCUACCCCACCCUGCACCAGCACCACCAGCAGCACCACCUGCCCCCGCAGCCGCGGCCCACGCACGGCCUCAACUACGGCAGUGGCACCGCCACGCCCACCACCAGCAGCAAGUGGCAGCUGGGCCGCCGCGUCCUGCGUCAGUCGACGCUCCCGAGCAGCCUGAACAACGACCCGGCCAUCAGUGGCAGCGGUGGCAACCUGGCCAACUACAACUCCGUCAACCUGACGGCGCCCACAUCGCCGCAUCAGCUGCAGAAGAGUCCGCUCUACCCGAGCGCCUACAACAGCGACGACGUCAUCCACAUGAACACCAUGCCGGGCAUGGGAAUGGGCGUGGGUGUUACAGUGGGUGACUGCGACAACUACGCACAGCAGCAACAGCAGCAGCAGCAGCAGCAACCCCAACUGGAGGUCACGCCCACGCACCAUCGGCUGCAGGUGCGCCGCCAAUCCACGCUGCCAGCUCAGCCCACCCCGGCCAUCUACAUGUCCACCUCGCCGAACCGCCUGUACAGUCGCUCCCCGGAAAGAUCGCCGGGGGAGCAGCAGCGCUAUCCGCCCUUCAUGCGGCAGACCUCGUUCCCGGAGCCGCCGAGCACCUAUCAUCGCACCAAGCUGCUGCCCAGCACGGGAGCCCCUCCAGCGGCGGCGGCACCGCCACCCCUGAACUACGAGUCCCAGGCCUCCAGUAUGGCCAGCGAUGAGCAGGAUGUGGGCCCCAUGCCCAAGCCCAGAAUGACGCGGCAGGCCACGCUCCCGAAUCCCGAGCAGCAUGUCAAGCUACUGCCCACUUCGCCGCCAAAGCGACAGACUUCCCCGCAGUUUCGACGUUCUCCGGAGUUUAUGCGUCAGCAGACGUUGCCCAAUCCGGAGGCGUUCAACAGUGGAAACACCCUUACAGUGCACUCCACACCGCCGGGGAAAUUCAUGCCCAUCUCGCCCAGGGCCAAGCAGAAUUUCCUCUUCCCAAGUGUCCCAAAUCCUCGUCAGUUUCUCUCCCAGCCCCAUGUGCCCACCGUGGGAGGCACUGAUCUGGGCAGUGGAGGCAGUGUGGCCAGCACUGGUGGCCCUUGUGGCGAGCAGUACUCCAGUAGCCAGAGUGUGAACAUCCAUCACUCCCGUGAUCCGCAUGCCAAGAUGAUCAAGGUGCGCAGCCACAGCAACGAGGAGUACUCGAACACCAAGGCACAUCCGGAGAACAGGCGAUUGCUGCCGGAGAUUCCCACCACUGUGCAGCGACCUGGUGGUCGAUCGCCCAGUCGCCUGGUGCGACAGGACUGCCUCAAGGAGGAGCGUACCUUCGGGGAGGCCAAGCAGCAGUUCCAUCAGUUUCCCGAUGUCACCGAAGAGCUGGACAAUCGUCCGGAGUAUGUGGAUUACUUUGGUGAUAGCGCCACUAGCUUCCUGGAGUCCGACGAGGUGCAGUACGAGCGGAACUACAAUGCCGGAUUCAGCAGUGAGCCGCGCAUUAUUUACAACAAUGGAUCGGACGAUGGUAGCUACCAGAACUCCUCCCAGCGGCCCAUCUACAGUGCCGAGAAUGUCCUAGCCGACUCGGGCUACGGAGGAGGUGGCGGCGUGGGCCUGGGAGCCAGUGGUGGUUCGGGUGGCGUGCCCACCUACUAUCCCGACAUGGGCACUCCGCAGGGCUUCUACGGCGGAGCCGCUCUGCCCCGCACUCCCUUGAUGCACAACCGCCUCAGGCGACGGCAGUCCAGGGAGCUGCAGAUGCAGCAGGAGGAACUGGCCCAGCUCUCACAGGUCUCGGAUGCCAGUGGCAAGGGCUCCGGCAACGAAGGUGCCUCCAGCAGCGGCGGAGCCUCCGAUGGCCACGCCGCCGAACGACGAAAGCCCGAGCAGAUGCGCUCUGUGUCGGAGGACUCGGGAGCUAAGACCACUCCCAAGCCGGUCACACGACGAUCCUUCUCGCACCCCGAAAAGGACACGCAGCCCACGAAGAAAACGGAGAUUUCAAAGAUACCCAGCCCUCGACCCCUGGCUGAUAUCCUGGACAAAACAAGGGGCAACUCCAAGAUUCCCCAGGCGAGACGUCGCAACAGUCGCACGGGAAUCGGGGAGGCUGAGGAGGGUAGCACGCCCCAGCACAUUUACUCCUUCCAUCAACAGCUUAUGCAUAGAAACUCUGAUUUAGCCAUGCGCCUGAAAAAAACAGAAAUUCCUGUCGCCUCAGUAGCAUCAGCAGCCGCCGGCCAGGAGGAGAAUCAGAGCACCCCGAAUCCCCAGGGGGAAUCGCAGGGCCAGGGUUCUGGAGCGGAGCAGCCGGUCAACGGCAAGUCUCUCGAGUCCUCCAACAAGGCCAACAAGGAGCAGCCCCAGCAACAGGGCGACCCCAACAGCUCGGCGGAGGCCGCCCACACCAGCACUCUGGGCGAGCAGGAGCUGCAGAAUGCAGUGGAGGCCGCGGCGGUGGUCUUCAAGAAGGUCGUGCUGCAGCGGCGCAAGGAGAAGGAGAAGGCCGCCGAAGAAGGCGUGCAGCAGCAGCAGCUGUCGGUGGUUUCCGGUGAUACCGGUGGAUUAGGAGGGGGCGAUGCCAUGGAAACGUCAUCGUCAUCGGAGCUGGACUUCAGGUGUUCCACUCAGCACGGACGCCAGCAGCAGCAGUCGCAGUACAGCGUUGAAGCCGACGAGUUCAAGCUCGUCUUCCUCAACUCGGAUUCAUCGUCCUCCUGUCACGGCGAAGAAGAGGAAGAGGAGGAGGAGGAUGACACGGACUCCUCCUGCUCCACGCACCACUGUCACAGCAUUGUGAGCAAUGUGGAGGAUUGCGAUUGGGACUACUUUGAGCCCUCCAUGAUCUCCACCACCACGACGACGACAACCACGAUGAUUGCCUAUAGCACAGCCCGUGCCACGCCCACCCCGCCGCCGCGGGUGAGGCGUCAGUCCAGCGACAGUGAUUCCCCCCUGGUGCAGAGACGCACCCAGCCACUGAGGAGCAGCUACUGCCCCAGGAUCAGGGAGAGUGACACGGGCACCGACGAGGAGUUUGUCCUGAACACCGAGAGCAGUUCCCAGACCAGCUCCGAUCAGACCCCGCCGCCAGUGCCACCUCCUCCCCAUCCACUGAGCAUGAAGACCCGGAUCAAGACGCGUUUCCUAAAGAACCACCACCACAGCCACAACCGCUGCAGCUGCAAUCCCAGCCAGCAACAGCAGCAGCAGCAACCGCAGUAUGUGCCCAUCCCGGUGCCCGUGCCCAUUCCCGUGCCCAUGGCCGCCUAUCCCAACUGGCCCGAUGCGGCCGGUAAUCCCCUCCUGGAACAGGACGAGCAGCUGGCCGCCAGUCUGCAGCAGCUGUGGAAGGCGGCCGGUCAGCAGCAGCAAUUUGCCGCCAUAGUUGCGGCCUACUCGCAGCAAUUCGCGGCGGCCAGCAGCAACAUGUUUGAUGCAACGCCGCCGGUGACCAGCAAGAGUUACCAACAACUGCCCACCACUCCGCCGCCAAUGACGCCGAACCGCUUGAGAGGAUUGGGCCUGGGCGGGUUCAAGUCCUCGGCGCCAGAGCUGAGUGCUUCGCUGGGCUCGCUGAUGACGCAGUCGCUGUGCUCGACCAUAUCCUCCUCCUCCUCGUCCAGCACAUCGGGCUAUGGCACGGCGGGACGGAGUCUGGAGACGCUGGCCAGUCCCAAGCGGGCUGCCAACUCGAUGCACCAGCAGCAACAGCAACAGCAAUACCAACAACAGCAGCAGCAGCAACAAAUGGCCAGCAAUGCUUUCAAGCCAAAGCCAACAAGUUUAGUAGCGUCGCGUUCGCCGACGGGUGAGCAUCCAGAAACGAGCAGCGCGCGUCGCGGCAGCAGCAGCAGCAACAGCAGCGAGAGCGACGACAGCAACACCAAGAGCAGCAGCAGCAGCAGCAGCAACAGCAACACCAAGAGCAGCAGCAACAACAAUAUCGCAACGCCCACAACGGGGAGAUUGUGUAAUGUUUAUGAUAAAACCGGCACAUUGCCAGAGCCCGCCGUUCAGGCACAUGUUGCCAGUGUAGAUAAGAGCCCAGCAGCGGCAGCAGCAGCAGCAAUAUCAACAGCAACAACAGCGACAUCCACAAAGGGAAGCGCUCCGAGAGUGGCCAGCAAAUACCAGAGCCGAAAUCUAUGCGAAACCCAGCCAGGGGCAACAACACAAACCUACCUGGCCAGUAAAAACAGCCACGAAGAAGUGGAAACGAAUAUACAUAAAAAUCAAGUACCAGCAGCAGCAGCAGCAACAACAGCAACACAAACACAAACAGCAACUAGAGCUGCGGCUCCUGCGGUAAUAACUCGUUUCGGCGGGCUUGCAGUCGAAAAUGCUGUUGGAAAUGUGGCUAAAGGUGGCUGUCCCAAUCCCAGUACCAAUCCCAAACCCAGAGCCCAGCACCCCGAGCACAUAGAUCAGCGGUCGGCGGCGGAGACUGCCAAGAAUUUGUCCUCCAAUCGACUUAUAGAGAGCAUCAAGAUGUCCGAUGAGGCAUCGCCGUCGGCUUCUGCCCAUCUGCAGAGCGAGAGCUAUGCGGCCAGCAGUCCAGAUGAGGCCAGCAGCAAUAGUAGUCAGGAGGAGGGGGAUAGGGAAGAGAAUCCGCAUCGGAAGCAGGAGCAUGAGCAGCCCAAGCCGCGUAAGACCACCCAGAGGAGCUACAAUGUGGCGGGAAUGAUGGAGGAGCAGCCAGAUCCAGAGGUAAGCCCAGAGGAGCAGCGCCACCACAGCACCACCAGCGACUCCGGCUCCAGUAGCUCCAGCUCCAACUCCAGUUCCAGCUCGGAGUCCUGCGACUCGGAUGACACGGGCACAGUGCGCGAUCGCCGGCCCAAGCGGAGGAGGUUCAACAAGGUGUUCAUAGUGAAUAGACAGCCUGGAGCGCGGGUGAGACGCAGUUCCUCCACCGAGGGCGAUUCCCUGUCCUCCUCGGAGGCCAAUCUCGAAGACUCAUCCGACAAUGAUACGGACACCGAGCGCACCGACUGUGGGAUUGUAUUGAACUAUGUGAAACCGCUAGAGGAGGAGGCCAAGAAAGCGGAGGAGGAGGUGGAUGCGCCGGCUGCACGUGAUUGCCAAUCGAGUGACGAGGCGGAGGAGGAUGAUGAUGAAAGUGAACGCCGUGUUGCCAACUCAAGCGAUGAGCUGGCCAACUGCAUUGUGGUGGUGGGCGGGCAGACGGAUGACGCCUCCGCCGGCGUGGUGCUGCACCGCAUGCGAUCGCUGCCAGACGAGGGGGACCAGCAAUUAGAGCGCUGCCACUUGGAGGCUAGCGAUGCCCUGGCCGCCUGCGACGAGCUGCACAGCAUCUCCAACGAUGUGAACCGACUGCUGGAGCUGCACAAGCAGAAUUCCCAGCUGGAGAUGAAGCUGCAGCGCCUGCGCCAGGGAGUGGCCGAAAUCAAUGAGGAUCUGCAGCUGUCCAAUGGCGAUGGUAGCAGUGACACUCGUGUGGCUGCCACCCACUCAGGUAGUCCCGGGAAGCCCGACGAGUGCAGCCCUUCUCGGAAAAGCCCCUCUAAUGAGCUGGGCCUCACCUGCCGCGCCGAGCAGGUAAACGAAAAAGCAGAGGCAAAAGCAAACAGCGAUGAGCAGAGUGGCAGAACAGCUGAGCAAACUGGGCAAACCGAGCGGAGGGUCGGCACAUGCAGCCAAGCAUGCAAAAUAAACGACAACAACAGCGGCGACUACUCGCUGGAUUCACUCUCGGUAACUCCGGCGAGUUUGGGCUGCCCACCUGAGCAGGUAGAAGAGAGCGUUCUGGAAGCACUACCUGGCAGAGCCGCUCGCGAGCAGCGGCAAUAUCAUCGGUUUGGAGCGGCGGCGGAGUCUCUGGAGUCGCCAGUCGAAAAUGAAAUGUUAAACGUCGCGGUCGCUCCACGCUCGGCGCUCCUCAGCGGCAACAACAAUACCACGAACAACAGCAACGAUAAUAGCCAUAAGGAAAACACCAACAACAACGGCAGCGAACUUGGCCAUAAUAAUAAUGACGCUUUCGCAGCACAAAAAAAGACGUGGAAUAGCGGUGCGAGUGACGUAGUGAGUGUGAAUUCAAAUGUGAGUGGUGAAAACGAGUGUGACUACGACAAGAUAUUCGGCAGCCAUCAGCAAAGCACUCCGAGUGCAACAGUUGCAGCAGCAGCAGCAUCAGCAGCACCUGACACACCUGCAACACUGCCCAGCGAGGUGGCUUCGCCCAAAAAUUCACUUUCAGCCAAGUAUCGCAGUUUGGUCAUGAUCACCAAAGACAAUGAAAGUGCAGCUGGCGAUUACGAAAUGGCAAACACCAGCAGCAGCAACAGCAGCAGCGUACACCACAGCAACACCAGCCACACCAGCCACACCAGCAACAAAGGCCCCUCCGGCAGCAACUCUUUUGGCCAGAACUUUGCGGGUGACUCAUUUCGCGCCUUGGAACUCGUGAGCAGCGAUCGCGAAUCGUACAGUGUGGACUCGCUAAACGACACGCCCGCUGUACCCGAGAUCAGUGUGGAGGAUGGCCUGGCGGACGAUGACUCCUGGGUGGAGGAACUGAGCCAGCGAGGUGAAGAUGAGGACGAGGAGCUGAGCAAUGCCACCACCACGCCCACGGCCACGGAUUCGGAGGAUGCGGAGGGCGAGAGUGAGGGAGGAGCCAGGAGACAGGGAUAUCUGGACAGGGAGGAGGAGCUGAGGGGCUACAACAGAUCCGCCAUUGACUUCACCCUGCACACGAUAGUGGAGGAGAGCUGCGAGGAAAGCGAGGUGGCCUCCAUGCGGGCGGACAACGACGAAGCCGAACUGGAGGAUGAAGAUCUGGCCGAGAGAAGGAGGCAACGCACCCUGCAGCACCACCACCGACUGAGUGCCUCCGAACUGGAGAAGUACUUCUUCUUCGGCCUGGGCGAUGGCCGGGUAAUGAGUUCCAUCGAUACCCGCGGGGAUGACACCGCCUCCGAGGUGAGUUCCGAGUGCUCCGAGAGCAUGGACUCCUUGCCGCACGAUGAUCAGCUGCUGGACACUAGUGGAGCCUCCGAUCUGGCCUCUUCCCGUCUGGAAAAGUACUUCCUUUCCGGCUUCAUGGGUUUUAAUAGCUCCGAAAAGCAGGCGGAGAGCGAUGAGAGUGGAGGCAGUGUGGGCAGCGAUAGUGAGGGUCAUCCAAGUCCCAGUCAGCGAAGGAAGCGACUGGUGCGGGCCAGGGGAACUCCCAGGAGUCACAACUCCUCCCUGGACAAUCUCCUGCUGCCGGAAACGGAUACUCUGGAUGCCACUGUUACAUCAGCGGGAGGAUCAGCUGCCGCCACUGUGGAGGACACCUCUGAAUCGGAGGCGGGCUGUGACGACACUGUGAUCCAUCUGGCCAACGCUGGAGCCUCGGAUGGCUCCUCCUCGGACACUAUCAAGCGCAAGAAGCAGCUGCGCAAGCGCCACGACUCCCUGGACGAGAAGAAGCUGCACGAUCUGGAGCCCUCCGAGUGCCGGACACCCACUCCGGGCGGAGGUAGUGGUGGCGUUAGCCAGGUGCAAUUGCAAUCCCAGGCCAAGAAGCAGCAGCAACAGCACCACCACAGCCGGGACAGUGGUUUCGUGGGCAGCAACGAUGAUCUGCUGAAGGCGGCUCCGGAUUGUGAGCCACCCAAGAGUCCAACGCCUGCUCUGGAGCAGAUCACCGAGGAUCGGGAACCGGCUCACAGCCAGAUCAGUCUGGCCAAGAUGGAUCUGCCCAGCACUUCGGCAGCUGCAGCGGCUGCCACUCCCCUGACCAGCCAACUGAGGAACCUAGCCCUGCCUAACCUGGUGAGAAAAGAUAGCUUCAACAACUGGAGCUCCGACGAGGAGACCAAUCUCAUGAUGAGCAAGAUGAGGCAGUUCUUCAAGACUCUGAUCGUGGCCACCGCCAAUGCUCAGCAGAGCAAGCCCACCACUCCCAAUCAGGGUCAGGUCCAGAGCACCACUCCCAGUUCUCAGCGCAGAUUGGCCAAAUCCCGGCCAGCUCAGUUGGCCUACUUCGAGAACGAGCUGACCCGGCUAAUGAAGACAGUGCCGGGCAUAAAUGACGAGCAGGUGCGCGAAAUAGUGGAGUACCUGAGCAGCGAAGACACGUGGUCCGAUUCCUAUGACUCCUCGGACUACACGAGCUCUGACCUGGAGGGCGGCGAAAGGAAGGGCCAGCUGAAGGCCCAGAUCUCGGCCAGCUGCCAGCAAAUCAUCAACAAAUUUGAAAUCGACGAGGAGGGCGAUCGCGGAGAUGGCGGCCUCCUGGACGAGAGCCAAAGUGUGCCCAUGGAGGCCUUGGUGUACCAGAAACUGGUGGCUUCCUUUAGCAAGGUAGCCGCGGGCGGAGAACCGCAGAUUGAAGCUGCCCAGGAGGUCGAGAAGGAGGCGGAGCCCUCCACGGAGAGAUCCCCGCAACUGUUUGCCAAGGUGAUGCAGCACAUCGGCACCCGGCUGGUGGCCCUGAUGCACGAAGUGAGCAGCGGGAACGAGACGCCAACACCAUCGCCGCAAGGACAGCGGCACCAUCGUAGACUGCAGGCCAAGAUCUCGGCCACCACGACGGAGGAUGAGGAGGACGAGGUGGAAGAGCAGCUGAGGGCCAUGCCCGUCAAGCAGCUCAAGCUGCGCAGCAGAUCCCAUGAUCUUCUGCUGGAUGGAAGCACACCCCAUUCGCACAUGCACCUGCACCAGGCCACGGUGCAUCAUCCGGGGAUCAGUGGAGCAGCGGGAGCGGGAGGAGGAGCAGGAUCUGCAGGAGGAUCCUCCGGCAUGCCCGCACACUCGGAAACCGCCAGCGAGGAGUGCGGAGUGGCCAGUGACUACGAGCGGUUCUCGUGGCGCGGCAGUUUUGAGUCGGCAUUACUGGCUAAUGGCGACAGCAGAACGAGGCUCAGCCAGCUGAGCCAACUGGACAGGGAUAACUCGUCGUCUGCGUCCGCUUUGGCUGUGGCAAAGCGCCGAUCGGCAGGCGACCUCCUCUUCAGCCAGCACCAGGUGAGCCUCAGCCGCGAGCAGUUGGACCGCGUCCGCUCCUGCGGCAGCAUCGGCGGCGGCGAUGCCCACCACCACCAGUUGGAGGCGUCGCCGGUCAAGCCUUGGCUCUCCUCGGCGGGCUCCUCGCUUGGCGGCGACUCCACCAAGGAUGUGCGGCGUUCCAGUGUGCCGGAUGCCAUCUACGAGACGGAUUCCAGCGAUGAGGCUGCCUCCAAUCAGUUUGGCGGCGCCAGAUCCACGUUGCCGCGGAGUCUCAACUCCGGCCAGGUGGUGGCCAGCACGAACUCGCUGCCCAGGCUGCCCACCACCGGAGCGGGUGCACCCAUCACUAGUACGCCCAAGACCAAGUCCCAGAGCGCCCUGAAUCACACACCCUCCAAUUUGUCCACCGUUUCGGCCACUGGCAGUGCCAAGAGUGCGAGAUACCGCUCGCCAGGACUGGCGGCCCGAGCGGCGGCUGUCAGUUCGGCGGGCGGAGCUUCUGCCAGUGGAGUGGGGGCCAGCGGUGGUUCCACGGGCUCCAAGAAACUGGGCGCGGGCUUCCAGUUCCUCUACUCCAAGCGCGAUGCGCGCAAACGUCUCAACAUGUCAGCGGAGGAGGCCAAAGUGGCCGCCGAGGAACUGUCUCGAUCGCCGGUGAUUGGCCAUCGGCAGGCAGAUGGCUCCGGCAGCCCCAUCCAGUCGCGUGCCUCCAGCGAAACGUGGCCCACCCAGUCGGACGAGGACAUCGAUCGGCUGGUGGCCAUGCACCAGAACCGCAGCAGUCUCAGCUCGCUGGGGGUUCGGUCGGAGUCCAUGGCCAGCGUUUACUCGGGAGCCGGCGAAGGUCGCUAUGGCACCGUGGUGGUCAAGGGUCAGGUGGAGUUCGCCAUGCAGUACAACUACAAGCUGAGUGCUUUGGAAGUCCAUGUGGUGCGCUGCAAGGACCUGGCUGCCGUGGAUGCCAAGCGCAAUCGCAGCGAUCCCUAUGUGAAGGUAUAUCUUCUGCCCGACAAAUCGAAGGCCGGCAAGCGCAAAACCAAAGUCAAGAAGCACACCCUGAAUCCCAUCUUCGACGAGACGAUGCGCUUCCACACUCCCAUUUCCAGCCUGGAGUCGCGCACUCUGUGGCUCACCGUCUGGCACUCGGAUAUGUUUGGCCGGAACGACUUCCUGGGCGAGGUCAGCGUCAAUUUGCAGGGUCGCCUCUUUGACAACCCCCAGUCGCAGUGGUAUCUCCUCCAAGAACGAAGCGAACCCUUCGACGAGGUGGCCACCUACAGGGGUGACAUUGUGGUGGGCUUGAAGUACAUUCCCCCGGAGAACAUCAAGUCCUCGUUCUUCUCGCGCGGCUCCUCCAUUACGGGCAGCUCCUCCAAUCUGCGCAAAUUCGGAGGCAGCAUCAAGUCGGUGGCCUCCAAGUCGGAUCGGACCUCCAAGGGCGGCCAGCUGCAUGUGCUGGUCAAGGAGGCCAAGCACCUGAGUCCCAUCAAGGCCAAUGGAACCUGCGACGCCUUCUGCAAGAGCUAUUUACUGCCCGAUCGCACGCGCAGCUCCAAGCAAAAGACGCCGGUGGUGAAGCGCACUUUGCAUCCCAGCUGGAACUACACCUUUGUUUACGAGGACGUCUCCCUGGAGGAGUUGUCGGAACGCGCCCUGGAGCUCACCGUCUGGGAUCACGAUCGUCUGGCCAGCAAUGAGUUUGUUGGCGGCAUACGCUUCUCCCUGGGAACAGGUCGCAGCUAUGGUCGUCAGGUGGAGUGGAUGGAUGCCACCGGCAAGGAGCUCUCCCUGUGGCAGAACAUGCUGGAUCGGCCGAACUUCUGGGUGGAGGGCAGCUUGGUGCUGCGCUCCAGCUUGGAUGGCAUUCGAGCCAAUUUGCCAUAGGCCCACAGAAAGUAACUUAUUGUUUAGAACCGAGACAAGCCACAAAAUCGCAGUUGGAAUGGCCGAAAUCCACACUGCACUGUAUUGUAUUGUAUUAAUUAUGCGAUAAUUAUCAAUUAACGAUCACGUCGACUCUGAGAAGCAUUACUAGCGGUUUAAGAAGGAACACGAUUGUAACAUUCACAAGUUAGAGUUAAGAGUGUGGAACGAUGAUUUCUGAAUACUCGAAUAUGGCGAUGACGCUGCAAGUAGCAGAUACGAAAAAGCAAAAAGCAAGUAAUCAAGGCAGACACGAGAAACUAAGCGAAAAACAAACCUUAUCAAGUUUAUGGCACUAAUUGUAAGCGCAAUUCUCAGCUCUUCGAUGCAGAUAAAAACUAAAAGCAAAACUGUAAAGCAAAACAAACGAUGAGGCCCCAAGGUUGGGCUGCCUAGAAAUUAAGACAAUUUGUAUGUGUGUGUUUUUUUCCCACCUCUCCCCUCCGAGAGGCGUUCGCAAUUGGCAUACUAUAUGCGCUAAACUACGAUAAACCUAUAGAUAAACGUACAGUUUAAACCUAGUUAAACCGAGGCAUAAGCUUACUAUGUAUAACUCUACCCAUAAUAUCCGAGAAAUACAAAUAACACUUUUGUAAAUUCCA